Messenger RNA from Schizophyllum commune H4-8, 1600 nucleotides. RefSeq lists its product as uncharacterized. The transcript is spliced from 2 exons. The record is from RefSeq and is a predicted model, not a curated record. The coding region runs from base 165 to 1373 and encodes 402 amino acids. NCBI's taxonomy places the organism in Eukaryota, Fungi, Basidiomycota, Agaricomycetes, Agaricales, Schizophyllaceae.
CCAGUUGAAUCGUGCAUUUACCGUCGACGGUGCUUAUCGUCAUUCUUGCAGGUCUCUCUGUAUCCCUGCCAUUGAGCUCGCUAUCUCCGUAUCCCACUUUUCGAGGAUCCCUAUAACCCUCGCCUGCUGUUCAGUAAGUGGCAAGCUGCCCCUUGCUGCACAACAUGAGCGACUUCACUGCCGAGAAUCAAAGAGCACCCUCUACUUCGGCUGACCGCACCUUCGAUGCUUUGAUUCAACGCGCGUCUCUUCGCAUCGGACGCAAUCUCGGCGUCGUCCAGCAUGCUAGUGAUACCGAACGGCUCGGCAAUCCAGCUUCAGGCGACACCGCUCCUCCCCGAUCCUUCACUCUAUCCGAGGAGCAGGCUGCGUCUCAGUCUGCGUCGCCUAUAUGCGUGCCCCAAAAGCGAGAGUCAACAUCAUCGCUCUCGGUGGACGGCCCAAACUCGAAGCGGUGUCCCUCGCGUUCGCCACCGCCCUUGCAGAAAUCAUACAGUGCCAAAGACACUCAGCGAGCUGAGGGGCCCGGAAAGGGGCUGCACUCUGACUUGUGUCCCUUUAUGGAUGUGACGGAAUCGCCAACUGGCGUCCGCAAACCGAAGGCUCAACGUGAUCAACGCAUGGGACUUCCACUGGGGUCUUUGAGCGACUCGGCGUCGACGAUGACCCGACAUGAGGAGAAGUCCGUUUCGCAUGACUCGGAAGAGGACUCAGAUAUGGACUGGUCGAUCGAUGCCUAUGGUUCUACCUCCAUCGAGGACUCCUCGAUCGUGGAUGACUCGGAAACACAAAGCGACGGGGUCGACUUCAGGGACCGAGACUCCACCGGGGCGGAAGGUUGCGAGACUACUGCGCUCAUGAGCGAUGCAGGGAUCGACUCGUCCUCCAAUGAUGUUUCUCGCGACGUCGCAGGCCCCUCGCACGUUCUUCUCUAUCCCAACCUCGCAAUCUUUCCUUAUGCCUACGGCCCCUACACCUUCAUCCCACUCACGGUCUCUCCGGCAAAUGUCGUACAUUCGAACGAUGCUACUGUUAUUAGGAAACUCUGCCCUUGGGCUCUGGACAACGGUCAUCGGGGGAAAGGACAGUGUUGCAACGUAGAGGUCUCUGGCGACGGCCUUCGCGACUUCAUGCAGCGGCUUCAGGGCCAUAUACAGACAGCGCACAAUCCACCGAUAGGAGAGAAAGAUGGUGCGCAGCGCUACCUGUGCCGUGCGAUCCUCGAAACUCCAGGCAAGACUUUGUGCCGUUCGCGAAUAACGACCGGAUUUCCUUACCAGUGCCGACUCGCUGGGCACAUUGCUCGCGAGCAUCUUGGAAUGCAGGUGCCUCGGGAUUUUAAUCCUUACGCGGCGGAGUGCUCCUCUGUCUGAGUGACACGCGAGCUGCACGAUAGUCAUAGGCCCUCGACAUGAUUGAUACACUGGCUAGCGACGGGCCUCAUUUGCCCCUUCGCAGUAUGUGUAGACCGCUGUAUGUUCUCUUCCCACAGUCAGCUUCGUACUGCAUCCAGAGCAUAGCAAAUUCAGAGAAGCACAGCUCUCUUUGGCAUACGCACUUGAUACGCACCCUUUGACUAAACAAACCGCUUGAUCAUGGC